GGCCAAUGGGCGGCCAGCGCGGGCCUUUCAAAUGCCUUGCGCCCAAUCGGAAAAAAACGUCGCCUAUAAAGUGUGCAGCGAGGGUAGCCUGCCGUCCGUUUCUGUCUGCGCGCUUGUGCCGUGUGUUUCUGAGACCGUCGCCGUCGCCAUGGCCCGCACGAAGCAGACGGCGCGCAAGUCGACCGGCGGCAAGGCCCCGCGCAAGCAGCUGGCCACCAAGGCGGCCCGCAAGAGCGCGCCGGCCACGGGCGGCGUGAAGAAGCCGCACCGCUACCGGCCGGGCACCGUGGCGCUGCGCGAGAUCCGGCGCUACCAGAAGUCGACGGAGCUGCUGAUCCGCAAGCUGCCGUUCCAGCGGCUGGUGCGCGAGAUCGCGCAGGACUUCAAGACGGACCUGCGCUUCCAGAGCUCGGCCGUGAUGGCGCUGCAGGAGGCGAGCGAGGCCUACCUGGUGGGGCUGUUCGAGGACACCAACCUGUGCGCCAUCCACGCCAAGCGCGUCACCAUCAUGCCCAAGGACAUCCAGCUGGCCCGCCGCAUCCGCGGGGAGCGCGCUGCUUCACAGUGGAGCCAAACUGAGGUUAGAAGGAAAAGCGUCUGUGCAGAGAAAACCCGAGGAAGAGAAGAUGGGAGUUCAGAAGAGAAGAGAAAGGGCCAGCUUGGGGAUCGAAUCCAAACCAGAGGAUUCCGAAUCAUGGUUAAGUUACACAGAACUGCAGAAAAGCAGUUCGGAUCCUUAGGCUGCCAGAGUCGGGAGCUGCGGCGGCUAGGGUACGUGUGGAAUGAGGAGGCAGUAGACAGUCCAACCAUGGCCCGCACGAAGCAGACGGCGCGCAAGUCGACCGGCGGCAAGGCCCCGCGCAAGCAGCUGGCCACCAAGGCGGCCCGCAAGAGCGCGCCGGCCACGGGCGGCGUGAAGAAGCCGCACCGCUACCGGCCGGGCACCGUGGCGCUGCGCGAGAUCCGGCGCUACCAGAAGUCGACGGAGCUGCUGAUCCGCAAGCUGCCGUUCCAGCGGCUGGUGCGCGAGAUCGCGCAGGACUUCAAGACGGACCUGCGCUUCCAGAGCUCGGCCGUGAUGGCGCUGCAGGAGGCGAGCGAGGCCUACCUGGUGGGGCUGUUCGAGGACACCAACCUGUGCGCCAUCCACGCCAAGCGCGUCACCAUCAUGCCCAAGGACAUCCAGCUGGCCCGCCGCAUCCGCGGGGAGCGCGCUUAAAGCCACACUUUAAAGUAACCAAUACAAAGGCUCUUUUCAGAGCCACCCACGCUUUCAUGAACGGCAGCUGUAACCAGCCAAACCG
Messenger RNA from Dipodomys spectabilis (banner-tailed kangaroo rat), 1304 nucleotides. RefSeq names its product histone H3-like centromeric protein CSE4. Gene Ontology annotation, molecular function: protein heterodimerization activity; structural constituent of chromatin; DNA binding. The coding region runs from base 32 to 1219 and encodes 395 amino acids. The transcript is spliced from 3 exons. The record is from RefSeq and is a predicted model, not a curated record. Gene Ontology annotation, cellular component: nucleosome. NCBI's taxonomy places the organism in Eukaryota, Metazoa, Chordata, Mammalia, Rodentia, Heteromyidae.